Molecule: messenger RNA, 832 nt
Organism: Blepharisma stoltei
Lineage: Eukaryota; Ciliophora; Heterotrichea; Heterotrichida; Blepharismidae
Source: the annotation of a GenBank genome assembly
AUGGAUAUCGAAUCAAUCAUACAUUCUAGGCAGCAAUUCGCUAUGAAUUGGCUAUCUAAUUACAUCAACUUAAGCCAAAUUUUUACUGCCUAUUAUUCAAAAUUUGUAAUGGCUCAGCUCUUACCAUUUUUUUCUAGGUUGCUUGAGGUUAGUUUUACGAAUUUUUUAUAGCUGAGCAAAAUCAGUGGAAGCAAAAUUUAAUUUCUCUUUAGAUAUGAUAAUUCUAGCUACCUAUUUUGAAAAAAUAGCUCUCAAUUUGCUCUAAAAAAUCAGUAAGAGGUCAGUCAUUGUAUACUCUUAUUAUAUUCCCUACAAAAAUCAUUUGAGGCCUCAACAAUUAAUCAGAAACUAGACAAAAACUUACUGUCUCUGAUCGAUUCAAUUUAUUUUUGAUUUUUUUUAUUUUACAAAUUUUUUGAAAUAUAAUUAUCGGUAAAUAAUGCAUCUUUGUUAGUAGCUUGAAUGCUAAAAAUAAUUUUUAUCGAAUAUUUAAAAUCCAGAAAAAAAAAUUAGCAAAAAAAUCUUGGUUAAACCAAAGCAGUUGUUAGCAGAAAAAAUAGAAAAAAAUAAUUUUCAUUGUACAGUUUGCAAUAAAGAUUUCAACUCCUAUAAAGGUUUAAAGCAGCAUAUAGGUAAAAGCCACGACAAUACAGUCAAAAAUUUUUGCUGUGAGACUUGCAGCAGGCUUUUCAACAAUAAAUAUGCUUUGAAAUUCCAUAUAAGGCAGGUGCACGAAAAAUCAACCGCUGUGAAGUGCGAUGCAUGCGAAAAAGUAUUUUAUAAUAAAUACAAACUGAAGGAGCACUCAACCAAAGCCCACAAUAAUUUAUAA